Molecule: messenger RNA, 468 nt
Organism: Fraxinus pennsylvanica
Lineage: Eukaryota; Viridiplantae; Streptophyta; Magnoliopsida; Lamiales; Oleaceae
Source: the annotation of a GenBank genome assembly
AUGGACGGUGGAGAUUCAUCUGAAAAAGGGACAGUGACGUGUGCGACGUGGAUCAGACAGCUGAAAAACGCGCACUUGGUGGUUCUGGGAAAAUCGAGUCCGUCGUCACUCGAGAUCUUCUCCUUCGACCCCAAGACCACUUCUCUCCCCCCCUCUCCCAAGGUCAAGUUUGAAUUUGAAGAAGGGGUUAAUCCAGUGACCAUUGCGGUGCAUCCAAGUGGAGACGAUGUGGUGGUGAAACGAUCAGGCUUUACGGUGGAUAGUUCUUUUGCUGAUUCCCAGACAGCAGUUGGAAGCAAACAAUCUGUUAGAGAUAGGCUGGGAAGUAAUGUAGAUUUAUCUCUCCAAGUCAACAAGCGGACUUAUAGCAGCGGCAUGUGGCCAGCUGGAUACUCUUUUGAAGAAAGGUGCGACAAAGACAUGCAGAAUGAGCAAUGGCAACUCGGCAAUAAAAGCACACCUAUAUGA